Messenger RNA from Papilio machaon (common yellow swallowtail), 2085 nucleotides. Its product is annotated as neurofilament medium polypeptide. Lineage: Eukaryota; Metazoa; Arthropoda; Insecta; Lepidoptera; Papilionidae. The transcript is spliced from 8 exons. Bases 540 to 1898 code for a protein of 452 amino acids. The record is from RefSeq and is a predicted model, not a curated record.
GCCGACUAGCGCGCUCGCCCGCCAUUAGGCCAGAGCUACGCCGCUUUUCAGCAAGUAACAGACAUUAAUGAAAAAGAUGAUGUCUAUUCGAGUGCUGACUAAAAUUGUGUGACAAAUCGACAUGUCAAUUUGUUUGUGUCUUUUAUUUUGUAUGUGAUAACUCAACCGUCGUGUCUUCCUUUGUACGAUUCGCGAUCGUUUGUUUGAGGUGCACCGAUUGUUUUGAUGAGAUGCCGGCCAAAAGUAAUUGGUUAAACAACACAUCAAUGUAAAAAUAGGUCUAUUUAAAGCAAUAAAAACCAUUUUACGUAGAAACCCCGUAGCAUAGUGACGCUAUAAGGAGUGCUAAAAGUCUAGUCGUAGUGCAUACAAAUUCUUCCAUACUAAGUCUGUAGAUUAGACGUUGUGAUAGUGCAAGAUGAAUUCUAUUACAAUAGUCAUUAAGUUCAUAUCGAGUUGUGCGAUUCGCCUCAUAAGGUGUACGGCGAUCGGUGAUGUGUGUGCCUAGUUAGACUGGAGGAAAUAAUGAUAGCACAAAGAUGCCGCAACGCGCGUCCUCUUCGUCCAGCUUAAUGCGACCCUUCGUGGUGUUGGCCCUACCCGGGAUGUAUUUGCUGUAUAAAUACAACCAGUAUCGGCAACAGCAAAUGGAGACAGCGCGGCGACGAGUCACCGAGCGGGAGCUGAUGCAUCUCAACACCAAGAUCGACAAAUUGCUCAAUAAGCUAGAGGAAAAUGAGCCCGAGUUAGCUUCAUCUCCCGAAGAAGAAUGCGUGAUAUGCGUGAACGCAAAAGCGACGAUGCAGACAUCGCCGUGCGGCCACCGCGUGGUCUGCCGGCGGUGCUUCGUAAAGACCAUCCAGAUGGCAGUCAGCCAGCGCCUGCUGCCGCUGCGCUGCGUCAUUUGUCGUGCCAAGAUCCUGCGUCUGCGCCAGGCGCCACGACUAGUCACUAGCAAGAGUUGGCAAGUGUCGAGCUCCAGUGGCAAGUCGUGGGGCGUGCCAGGCUCUGUUUCGAGCUACUCUGUGGGCGCACGCUCCGUACCCGCCUCCGCCUCGCUCUACUCCGUCACCAGUGGAGAAUCUUCCCUUUCAGGAGUAUCAUCAGUGUCAUCAAACAGUGGUGGCAAUGUGAGCGGGUGCAGUACAAAACUAUGCGGGGGCUCCAAGUGUGGCGGAGCGUGCCUCGGCGCUAUUCCGCGCCCGCCCGCCGCCACGCACAAGCCGCGACAACCAGCUUCUAAUACGCUGCGCCGCUCGCAGCAACAAAGCAUGAAGGCCCGACUGCAAGAAUAUCAGAUGCACAGCUACACGGGCGGACCGGCGGGCGAGCCUUCCGGCCGACUGCCACCAAUAAGGGAGUUCCAGAGGGACUUCCGCGAGGGACGACGCGAGAGCGCCGUAGCCUCGUGUGCCUCUACUAGGAUAAGAUGUGCCCAGAAAAUAGUUACGCAAUUAGAAACCUCUCCACAGAAAGACAACCAACACUUCUUCCGACCCCUUAAGCCUUCGAAUAAAGACGACACCCCUAGAUCUAGAGACCAAAGCAAAGAGACUGAUAAGAAAAAAGAUAACCCCAAAGCUAAACCAAAAAAGGAAGAAAAGAAAAAGAAAGAAGAAGAAAAUACGAAAUCCGGAGAUAAAAGCAAGAAAGACGAAAGCAGUGAUAACAAGAAGAAUGAAAUAGCGGAGAGAAAGAAGGAAGAGAAAUUACGGCUUAAAGCUGAGAAGGAAGCGAAAAAAGAAGCUAAACUUCAGGCUAAAGAAGAAGAAAGACAAGCGAAGCUUCUAGCUAAGGAAGAAGAACGGCAAGCUAAAUUAUUAGCAAAAGAAGAGAAGAAGAAGGCAAAGAAAGAAGCUAAGUUAGCAGCACAAGCAGAAAAAGAGAAGGCAAAAUGAAAAUGUUGUUUUAAUAUUUACAGUAGAAAAAACGUAGCCGUCUUUAGGUUUUAGAUUUGAAAUCGUUAAUAAAGAAUCGUGAAAAUAGAUUACUUCUAAGACUUUUCGAAUGGCCAUAAAAUUUAAAUUUCAAUUAAGUACAAAGGAUUUUGUUAGCAGUAUUACAAAAUUUCUUUUUAAAUAUUAA